Artibeus jamaicensis (Jamaican fruit-eating bat) is the source of this 908-nucleotide messenger RNA. RefSeq names its product protein SCO2 homolog, mitochondrial (gene SCO2). Gene Ontology annotation, cellular component: mitochondrial inner membrane. Gene Ontology annotation, biological process: mitochondrial respiratory chain complex IV assembly; intracellular copper ion homeostasis. The record is from RefSeq and is a predicted model, not a curated record. Bases 56 to 895 code for a protein of 279 amino acids. Gene Ontology annotation, molecular function: copper ion binding; copper chaperone activity. The transcript has 2 exons. NCBI's taxonomy places the organism in Eukaryota, Metazoa, Chordata, Mammalia, Chiroptera, Phyllostomidae.
ACGUGCUCAGGAAUCUGGGGAGGCCGUGCACGUGGGAUGCUUUCCAUCAGCUCAGAUGCUACAACACAGGAGCAUCAGGCCCGUGCUGCUGCUGGUUUGGACACCCAAGGUUCCACAUGGGUGCUCUCAGCUCAAGCCCCCAGCCCUCCCUAGGACCCCUGGAGGCAAGGCCUUCCACGUGAGGUGCCAGCUGUUGUCAAGGCAGGGUCCCUCAGAGGCAGGCAGGGCAGGCAGGCCCCAGGGCCCCAGGCUGCAAACCAGGCUGCUGGUCACAGCCUUGUUUGGGGCGGGCCUGGGUGGGGGCUGGCUGGCCCUGAGAACUGAGAAGGAGAAGCGGCGGCAGCAACAGCGGACAGAGGCCCUGCGGCAGGCCGCCGUGGGCCAGGGCGACUUCAGCCUGCUGGACCACCGGGGCCAGGCCCGAUGCAAAGCCGACUUCCGGGGCCAGUGGGUGCUGAUGUACUUUGGCUUCACUCACUGUCCCGACAUCUGCCCUGAUGAGCUGGAGAAGUUGGUUCAGGUGGUGCAGCAGCUAGAGGCCGAGCCCGGCCUGCCCCCUGUGCAGCCCAUCUUCAUCACCGUGGACCCCGAGCGGGACGACGUUGCAGCCAUGGCCCGCUACGUGCAGGACUUCCACCCACGGCUGCUGGGCCUGACAGGCUCCUCGGAACAGGUCGCCCAGGUCAGCCGCAGCUUCCGUGUGUACUACAGCGCUGGCCCCAAGGACGAGGACCAGGACUACAUUGUGGACCACUCCAUUGCCAUCUACCUGCUUAGCCCUGACGGCCUCUUCACAGACUACUACGGCCGGACCCGCUCUGCUGAGCAGAUUGUUGACAGUGUUCGGCGCCACAUGGCUGCCUUCCGCAGCAUCCUGCCUGAGCCGGGUCAAUAAAGGGUGUGGUGGA